CUUAUAGAUAAGGCAAAAAUAAUUUUAACAAUUAGGGUUUUUAUGGUUAGUAAAUAAGCUGACUGUAGUGCACAUUUUAAAAGUUGGUAAAACUAGUUUUUAAACAUUUUUACGUAGUUGUCUAUUGUUGUAUAGUUGUCUAAGGUGUAGUGAGAAUUAUCACACAAAAAAGCAAUCUUUUCUCAUCAUUAAAAACGUAUCUACGUUGGCUCAAGAACGAAAGCCACAUGCUUUUAUUCUGAAAGGAAGGAUUUCAAACAAUUUCCCGUUGACGCUGUCUUUACACUCCCGCGUGGACAGACAGACACAACACACUCGAGGCAGACGCGCACUUCCACAACUCUGACUUGACGGGGAAGCUGCCACACUCACGACCUUCUUCUGUGCACUUGUUAUCACAACAGAGCACCCCUCCAUUUGUGUCAUUUCCAGGACGGCUGAAAUGCAAAGACACAAGCAGAAGUCUCCCUCCCGGUUUCCCUCUCCCCCUCCUGUCCUGUGAUGUGUUCUGGCCAGACAGAAUGGCUCCUGGGCGUCAGUGGCAUGAUCACAGAAACAGAGGCCAGAAAGGACGUUCCCCCAUCAGCGAUGAUUGAAACUUGACCUGGGCUUCUGGCUCUGUGAGGAAUAACCUUCCCAGCAGGAGGCUCAAUCCAGAGCCGCCAGAUCCCUUUUGUGCCGGCACAGAGACAGGAUUGGGAGCUGGCUGGAGUCCAGCGUCUUCACUGAAAGCUGCUUGGAAAAAAAGCAGAGGAAUACAAACAAAAACAUCUGCCCUGACUCAGCACGUCAGCUCUUUUAAUCUUGCCUCCAUUUUUUGUUGUUGUUUUUUACGUUGUGGUCGAUAAAUUCCUGUCCUCGAGGGAACUCUAAUCCAACUUGACCUAUCAGUUCAUCUCCCCGACUGUGCUUCGCCCUCAAAAUGAACUCCUCCACGUCCUUUACGUCCCUGUUCUCCUUCACCAGCCCGGCAGUGAAACGGCUGCUUGGCUGGAAGCAAGGCGACGAGGAGGAGAAGUGGGCCGAAAAGGCUGUCGAUUCUCUUGUUAAGAAACUCAAGAAGAAGAAAGGAGCGAUGGAGGAGCUGGAGAGAGCCCUGAGCUGUCCCGGGCAGCCCAGUAAGUGCGUGACCAUCCCUCGGUCGCUGGAUGGCAGACUGCAGGUGUCCCACAGAAAGGGCCUGCCCCACGUCAUCUACUGCCGGGUGUGGCGCUGGCCUGACCUGCAGUCCCAUCAUGAGCUGAAGCCUCUGGAGUGCUGCGAGUUCCCCUUUGGUUCUAAGCAGAAGGAUAUCUGUGUCAAUCCAUAUCACUACCGGCGCGUGGAGACUCCAGUGCUGCCUCCGGUUCUAGUUCCCCGUCACAGCGAGUUUAACCCCCAGCACAGCUUGCUGGCAAAGUUUAGGAAUGCCUCCCUCCACAAUGAGCCCCUGAUGCCCCAGAAUGCCACCUACCCGGACGCCUUCCCCCCACUGCCCGGCUCCUCCUUCUCCUCUUCUCCAUCUUCGUCCCUCGCACAGUCCCCCACCUCUCAAAUAUUCCCCAGCUCCCCCAACAGUUCUGCAGAACCCAGUAGCCCCUAUCACAUCACAGCGGAGACUCCCCCGCCUCCCUACAGCAGCAUGGAGACAACCCCUCCAGAGGACGUGAAGCCCAGCAACUCCACAGAAACCGCUAAACUCACCUUCUCAGCUCCACACAGAGAUUUGAGGCCUGUUUGUUACGAAGAGCCCAAGUACUGGUGUUCUGUAGCUUACUAUGAGCUCAACAACAGGGUGGGGGAGACUUUCCACGCUUCCUCCCACAGCAUCUUGGUGGACGGCUUCACUGACCCCUGCAACAACAAGAACCGCUUCUGCCUGGGCCUCCUUUCCAACGUCAACCGCAACUCCACCAUCGAGCACACGCGCAGGCACAUAGGCAAAGGGUUACACCUGUACUACGUGGGCGGGGAGGUGUACGCAGAGUGUCUGAGCGACAGCAGCAUCUUUGUCCAAAGCCGCAACUGCAAUUUCCAGCAUGGCUUCCACCCCACCACAGUGUGCAAGAUCCCCAGCGGAUGCAGCCUCAAGAUCUUCAACAACCAGCUGUUCGCCCAGCUCCUCGCCCAGUCGGUCAACCACGGCUUCGAGGUGGUGUACGAACUCACCAAGAUGUGCACCAUCCGCAUGAGCUUCGUCAAGGGAUGGGGGGCUGAAUACCACCGUCAGGAUGUGACCAGCACCCCCUGCUGGAUUGAAGUGCACCUGCAUGGGCCGUUGCAAUGGCUGGAUAAGGUUCUCACCCAGAUGGGUUCUCCUCACAACCCCAUCUCCUCAGUCUCAUAACAAGUGUGUUCUAGUUGCUGUCACACGGGUCGACGGCCACGGUUUGCUCGCCGUGUCAAGGGACAAAAGUGAAACAGACAGGUGUAAUUGGGCUGAAAAGGAAGGAACAUUUGUUAACUGGGACUCAGGAAAUACUUGAGUUCAGAAUAAAAUGGGAUGUAUUUAUUGGUACUUCAAUGCUGUACAUUGCUGUAGUGAUAUUUGCUGUCUUGGCCAACGUUUGCUGUUGCUUGUUACUUUUUCCAUUAAGUUUUUGUUUCUUCCCGUGAUUUCUAAAGCUUUGGCUGUCUCCCAUACAAUAAAAAAAACACAAAUUCUGAGGAUUA
Messenger RNA from Oryzias latipes (Japanese medaka), 2652 nucleotides. It is a transcript of the gene smad9, whose product is annotated as SMAD family member 9. Gene Ontology annotation, cellular component: heteromeric SMAD protein complex. NCBI's taxonomy places the organism in Eukaryota, Metazoa, Chordata, Actinopteri, Beloniformes, Adrianichthyidae. Gene Ontology annotation, biological process: transforming growth factor beta receptor signaling pathway; SMAD protein signal transduction; cell differentiation. Gene Ontology annotation, molecular function: I-SMAD binding; RNA polymerase II cis-regulatory region sequence-specific DNA binding; DNA-binding transcription factor activity, RNA polymerase II-specific. The record is from RefSeq and is a predicted model, not a curated record.